Molecule: messenger RNA, 8925 nt
Organism: Alligator mississippiensis (American alligator)
Lineage: Eukaryota; Metazoa; Chordata; Crocodylia; Alligatoridae
Product: collagen alpha-6(VI) chain
Exons: 34
Coding region: 331-6165 (1944 amino acids)
Source: RefSeq, a predicted model, not a curated record
UUCCAAACUACCAAAAUUUAAUUUUAAUUUCUUUUGUGGGAGGGGUUUUAAAGUCCCUUUAAAAAGGCUCAGUCUCCCUCAGGUACUUCAGAGGGCUAUAUUUUUUAACAGCAGGCAGCUUGCCCUGUGUCUGUUCUGUGAAGGCAUGCAGGUAUUAGCUGAGCGAUAAAAUUGUUCAUGUGUUUAGAAGGCACUGGAAAAUUAAUUUUUCCUGUGUAAGCUAUACCUGCUACAACGAGCAGAAACCUGGCCUUCAGACUGACUGGGAAAAUGAUGAAAUGUGUCCAGCUCUGAAAAUAAGAACUGAAGCUUGAAACAUUCAUUCUCAGUAUGAAGAUGUUGCUGACUUUGUCUCUCGUCCUGGUUGCAACUUGUAGUUCGGUGGCUCAGAAGCCUGCCCCAGAGUCUGCAGAUAUUGUCUUUUUGGUUGACAGCUCCGACAGCCUGGAAGACUCUUCAUUCGGCUCCUUAAAAGAUUUUAUUGCAGAAACAAUUGAUAAUCUGCCAGUAGGACCUAACCAAUACCGUAUUGCACUUGCCCAGUACAGUGAUGAUUUGCAUAGGGAGUUUCAGCUAGAUACUUAUAAUGCAAAGAACUUGAUGCUAAACCAUGUCAAGAAGAACUUUGUAUUUAGGGGUGGGUCAGUCAGAACUGGCAAUGCUCUCCGAAAGGUUCAUGAGAUAUAUUUUAAAAGACCAGCUAGUGCAACAGGAAGAAAUCAGAUUUUGGUGGUUGUGACUUCAGCAUCCUCAGAUGAUGAUGUGGAAGAGUCUGCCAAAAUCUUGCAGAGUAGUGGAGUAAAGAUCAUAGCUGUAGGGACAAAAGAAGCUCCUUAUGAUGAACUAGCUUUGAUGGCUACACCCCUGUUCUAUUACAAAAUUCCUAAGAUAGAGGAACUUCCUGUCUUUUCUCAACAUAUGCCCCAAAUAAUUGAAGGUAUUAAUUUGGAUGUCAAUAGUGCAAUGCAAACAACUAUGUUUGAAGUAACUGACCGGCGUGAAGAAAAACAGCUAGAAGCUCCUGAUCCUGCAGAUAUUGUCCUUUUGAUUGCUAGUUCCAGUGAACUGGGAAAUGACUCAUUACCUUACAUUAAAGAUUUUAUUAGCAAAAUGAUAUAUGGUCUACCAAUAGGGCCAAACCAGUACCGCAUUGCACUUGCCCAAUACAGCGAUGAUGUGCACAGUGAGUUUCAACUGGACACCUAUGAAGCAAAAAUCUUAAUGUUGAAUCACAUCAAAGAGAAGUUUGCAUUUAGGGUUGGGCCCUUGAAGACUGGCAGUGCUCUUCGAUGGGUUCAUGAGACCUAUUUCAAAGAAAAGACAACAGACAGAGAUCAAAUCUUGCUGGUCAUGUCUUCAACACCCUCUGUCGAUGAAGUAGACAAGCCUGCCCAGAUCUUGCAACGUGAUGGAGUAAAAGUCAUAGCUGUGGGGAUAGAAAAAGCUGCUAUUGAUGAACUAAGUUUGAUAGCUACGCAGCCAUACUCUUACUAUUUUUCCAAUGCAUGGAAGCUUCCUAUGUUUUCUCAAAACGUGUCCAAGAUUAUUGACACAAUCCAAACAGAUAUAACUGAUGCUGAUGAGGAACAAUUAGAAGUCUGUAACUUGGAUUUGCUUGCUGAUAUUGUGUUCAUAGUAGAUGAAGGUGUUAAAAAAACAGACUUUGAUACUACUAAAAAAUUCCUGAAAGACGUAAUAUCCUUUCUUGAUGUAAAGAAGGAAUGCAUAAGAAUUGGUUUGGUGACUUUUAGCACUAAGCCAGAAGUGAUAUCUUUUCUGAACACAGAAACAAACAAAGCUGAUAUUCUGCAGAAAAUAGAGGGCCUUUCUCCCAAGCCAGGGAAAGCUCAUACAGGUGCUGCCAUCAAUGCUGCAAGCAAAAGUGUCUUCAUUGAGAGUGCUGGAAGCAGAAAAUCUGAAGGGGUAGAGCAAAUAGCCGUUCUGAUCACCCACAGACCCUCACAAGAUAACGUGAGUGAUUUAGCAGCAGAGCUUAGGAGAAGUGGGGUGACUGUUUUCUCCAUUGGUAUUAGAGAUGCUAGUGUCCUCCAGUUGAAAGAGAUAGCAUCACAUCCUCGACAACAGUAUGUUAUGUAUCUAAAGGAAUUUUCUAACCUGCUGAAUCAAAAUGAAACUUUUUACAAGAAACUCUUGAAUCAAGUAAAGAAUAGGCUCUAUAGUGAGUUGGAACGAAGAGAAUCUCUCAAAACAGGAUGUGUGGAUACAGAAGAAGCUGAUAUCUAUUUCCUCAUUGAUGGUUCAUCAAGUAUUACAUAUCCUGACUUUGUGGAUAUGCAAACUUUUUUGACAGGAGUGAUUAACUUGUUUAACAUCGGACCAGAUAAAGUCCAAUUUGGAGUUGUUCAGUACUCACAUUGGGUUGAACUGGAAUUUGAGCUUGGUAAAUACAACACAGCAGGUGAUUUAGUGAAGGUCAUUGAAAACAUCAGGCAAAUAGGUGGAAAUACCAACACAGGAGCAGCUCUAAGUUACAUGCGACCACUCUUUGCAAAGGCAAGGAGCCAACGUGCUAGAAGAGUGCCUUGUCACCUCAUUGUUCUAACAGAUGGACAAUCACAUGACAGCGUGAAGGAACCUGCUGAUAUAUUGAGGAAAGACCAGGUUAUUGUUUAUGCCAUUGGAGUGAAAGAUGCUAAUGAAACACAGCUCCAUGAGAUUGCAGGGGCAAAGAACAGGGCAUAUUUUGUACACAAUUUUGACUCAUUGAAAGUUAUAAAAAGUGAAGUUGUUCAAGAAAUCUGCUCUGAAGAAGCCUGCAAAGAUAUGAAAGCUGACAUCAUAUUUUUGGUGGACAGUUCUGGGAGCAUUGGAGAUGAAAACUAUGUGAAAAUGAAAAGAUUUAUGAAGGAACUGGUGGACCGAUCUAACAUCAGCACACAGCAAGUGCAGAUUGGGGUUGUCCAGUUCAGUGAUGUUCCCAGGGAAGAGUUCCAGCUCAACCAAUACUCUACCAAGCGCGAUAUUGUUAGCGCUAUUGACAGAAUGUCUCUCAUAAAUCAGAACACACAAACUGGAAAGGCAUUGAAGUUUGUGGCUGAGUAUUUUCAGUCUCCCAAAGGAGCACGUCCCAAUGUUAAAAAAAUUCUUAUCCUGAUCACCGAUGGGAAAGCACAAGAUACAGUAAAGGAACCAGCAACAGCCCUACGACAGGAAGGCAUUAUUAUUUACUCAGUUGGAGUUUUUAAAGCAAAUAGAACUCAGCUAGAAGAGAUUGCUGGGAAGCCUGAGUUGGUUUUUUAUGUUGAAAACUUUGAUAUUCUAAAGGAGAUAGAAAACGAGAUCUUCUUUGGCAUAUGCAGUCCUUAUGAAAUCUGCAGAAGGAUAGAACAUCUAGAUGUUGUGUUUGUGAUUGAUGGUUCUGGAAGCGUAAGUGACUCAGAAUACCAAACCAUGAAAGACUUCAUGAUCACCGUGGUGAAAAAAUCUGAUGUUGGCCCAGACAGAGUUCAGUUUGGAGCUGUAAAAUAUUCUACCACACCAGAAACGUUUUUCCACCUUAAUAAAUUUAGUACAAAAUCUGAGAUUGUUGAGGCCAUCCAGGCAGACAAAUCGAUAGGACUAAAUACUUACACAGCUGCAGCACUUAGCCAUUCAGAAACUCUAUUCACUGAGAGACAUGGCAGCCGCAUAAAAAAUGGAGUUCCACAGGUUCUUAUAGUGAUCACUGAUGGUGAAUCACAUGAUAAAGACAAACUUAAGGACACAGCCAAAAGGUUAAGAGACAAAGGAAUUCUUAUCUAUGCAGUUGGGAUACAAAGAGCAAACCGUGAGGAACUAUUGAUGAUGGCAGGAGCAGAAGACAAAAGUUUCUAUGUUAAUACAUUUGAAGGACUCAAAAGCCUCUCCAUAAAUGUAACAGAUGAUAUAUGCCAGGUUUCACAACCAAAAUGUGAAAAACCAGUAGACAUUGUUUUCUUGAUGGAUGGUUCUAAAGGUGUUGCUGAAAAAGACUUUGUGGUUACAAAGGAUUUCUUGAUAAAUAUACUUACUGGAUUCGAUGUUACUCACAAUGUCCGAAUUGGCAUCGCCCAGUAUGGUAAAAGAUUCCAAGAAGAGUUCAGCCUGAAUGUUUUUUUAAACAAAGAAGAACUGAAAGAAAAAAUUGAAGGCAUUCAACAAAUGAAAGGACGUCGAAGAUAUAUCGGUGCUGCACUUGGGAAAGUGGAGCGCUACUUCAGGCCAGGAAAAGGCAGCAGAAUAAAUCAAAAUAUCCAGCAGGUUUUACUGGUAUUCACUGGUGGACGAUCAUGUGAUAGAGUUUCUAGAGAAGCAAAAAACCUGAGGAGGAAAGGCAUUGAGAUAUAUGCUGUAGGAGUGGGAAAAGGUCGUGCACACCUUAAUCAGAUAGUUGGCACUUCAGACAGAAAAUACGCAGUUGAUGAUUUCAGUGACUUGAAGACCAUUAAAAAAAGACUAGCAGAUGAUAUUUGUAACCAACCUGCAGACUUAAUUUGUUUGGUGGAUAUUGUUGUGGGAUUUGACAUCACAUCACAAACAGAAGGCAAUGAUUUUUUUCAUGGACAGCCCAAGCUGAGAGAGAACCUUCCCAACAUCCUAAAAACCCUCACAUCCUUGAGUGGUGUGAGUUGCAACCUAGGAUCAAAAGUUCAGAGCAGUGUGGCACUGCAAGUGAAAAAUACAGUCCGUCCAGUGUCUUCCAAGUUUGAAAUUAACCCUGAAAUAAUCCUCAACAACCUGAAAAAUGUUGUGAUCGCCAAUCCCUCUUUUCUCAAUGUUGCCUUCUUGCAGUCACUUUGGAAAGCAUUUAAAAAAACAUCUGAUAAUCGAAGAAAGGUGUUACUUAUAUUUUCAGAUGGUGUGGAUGAUAACAUAGAGGCACUUGAGGAAAAAUCAGAAGAACUCAGAAAAAAGGGAUUGGAUGCACUCAUACCUGUUGCUCUUGAAAGGGCCUCCAAUUCUGAACAACUUCAAUACAUUGAAUUUGGAAGAGGAUAUGAACGUAGAACUAUUUUAGAUAUUGGCAUGACAGAUACAGCCAGCCAGCUCUCGAAGUACUUGGCCAAUAUUACUGAAAGAACAUGCUGCUGUGUGCCUUGCAAGUGUGUUGGGGAAGAAGGUGAUAGGGGAUCUCGAGGAAAUCCAGGGAUAAAGGGACCUCCAGGUACAAGUGGACACCUGGGAUAUUUAGGAGAUGAUGGGGAGCCGGGAACAAGAGGACCUCCUGGACUGGUGGGAAGACAAGGCAAUAGGGGAUGUCCAGGUACAAGAGGUCUCAAGGGACUUCGAGGAAUUAGUGGGCAUAAGGGAUCACGUGGUGAUGAUGGGAUUGAUGGAAUUCAAGGAGAAGAGGGUGACACUGGACCUUCAGGAAACAAAGGAGAAAAGGGUGACUUAGGUUAUCCGGGCAGUACAGGACCAAGAGGACCCCCUGGUGAACGUGGCCAGAAGGGCUUUCAAGGAGAUCCUGGAAAUUCUGGAUCGAUUAGUGAGAUAAAAGGAUCUAAAGGCAUAAAAGGAGACCAAGGAAAAGUGGGUGAAAGAGGACCAGGGGGAUCACCAGGCUUGCCAGGAUCUGGGAACUUCAUAGGAGCAACAGGUCUAAGAGGACAACCAGGUCCAGAGGGUGGGAAAGGAACUCCUGGUCAGAAAGGUGUCCAAGGAGAGCAAGGAUUCAAAGGACCUCAGGGGCCCAGGGGGAUUCAAGGUGUGAAAGGAGAGAAAGGAGAACAAGGAAAUAAAGGUUUUCAGAGUAUACCAGGAGCUGUGGGUGCUAAAGGGAGUACUGGACAUCCUGGGAUGCCAGGAAGCAAAGGGGAACCUGGCAAUGCAGGAGUGAAAGGAGAGCGUGGACUACCUGGUCAACAGGGAAGGCAGGGAGAAGAUGGCCCUACUCAGUAUGGUAGACUGGGAAAUAAAGGAGCAAAGGGAUAUGGACUGCCUGGAGAUUUCGGACCAAAGGGUGAAGUUGGGAAUCCUGGCCUUCCAGGGAAAACUGGACCAAAGGGAAACAGAGGAAAACUGGGUGUUGCAGGUCCUGUCGGUCAAAAGGGUCUUGAAGGAGACUGGGGACCUCCUGGACACAGGGGUGCUAUCGGAGAAAAAGGCCCGGCUUCAUUUUCCCCAUGUGAACUCAUUGAAUAUGUGCGCAAAAAUAGCCCUUGUUGGAGUGGUAAGUACUGUUAACUACUAGUUUAUUUUCAACAUGGAUAUUAAAAGGUGUUUGUUUAUAAGACUAACUAGGAGAAGAUCUUGCAAGGUAAGUACAGGUUUUGCUUUGGAGUUUUAGGCCGCAAAGGAGUCAAGCAAACUUGUGUUCAAAAAACAGCAUGUCUACGAAUAGACCAACAACAGCCAGAUGAAGUCACUUCUCCAAGGGUUCCUGUGGCAAAGCAUGGAACUGAAGCAGAGGCUCCCAAAGACCUGGCUAAUAGUCCCUGUUGGGUCAUUCUUAUCUUUUUCCCUUUCUUUUCAUAAAAGAAAUACUGUUUUCCCAGCAACAUCUGUUUAGCUUCUCUUAAUGUUGUAUUUUAACCUUCCUUUAGACCUUCUUUUUAUGGCCCUGUCUGUAAAACCAUUUUUUUUACAUAAAGGAGUAAACUUGCUUUUUUGUUGCUUCUGAUAAAUUUCCUUGCACCAUGCUUCCUUGAUGCAUGUUUUAAAGAAUACUUUCAUCCUUCUUUGCCUCAGCGUUUCGGGAUUUGGGGUCAACUCCUGAAGCUUACCUGUGCAGUUUCAAAGGCCAGAUACUUGUUCUCUCAGGUGCAAAAUGGAUUUCAUUCAAACAGCUGAGGGUCUCCCUUGGCAAGGAGGAAUUCUUGGGUGGCAAACAGCAAAAUAAAGCUGCCAUGUUUGGCUCCAUGUCUGGCUCUGGUCCUGCUUUGAGCAGGGGUUGGAGUAGAUGACCUCCUGAGGUCCCUUCCAACCCUAAUUUUCUGAUUCUGUGAUUGUAUCCCACAGCCCUGUAAAUAUCCAGAGUAGUUGCUUGCAGUAUUUCUGCACGUGACAAGGAGACCUAGGUCACAGUCAGAGUACUGAUGUGUCUUGCGGGGACACCUGGCUCAUGUAACCGUUCUAGUGCUGUUCCUUUGUUGGCAAGAGAGGGGUUGAUGUGUAAAGAAACAGUUUUUCACUCCCCAAACUGCACUCCCUCCUAAUAAAUGGAGCAGGAAACCAGUAUUGUUUUAUCAAAGCAAUGGUUUUGUCAUAGUGUUAACAUCCUUGAGUGAAUUCAUUUGGUAUUGGACAGGAUGGGAAGUAAACUAAGUGAAGAGUUUCCCAGCUCCAGAGGUUCUGUCAUGGAUAUCUAUUAUCUAACUAUAGUCCCCAUGGCCUUCUCUUGCAUAUUUCUUUUCUUUCUUUCUUCUUGGUUUAUUAGCCUCCUCAGCCUUUGACCUCCAUUUUGGUUUCUGGCACUAGUAAUGUCCUCUAUGGCCAGGCUCUGGACUGUUAUUUCCAAUACUAACACAGUAUGUUCUUUCACUGUCUUCCAUUCCUUCCCAUCUUUUGUUCUUUUUUUUUCUCUUUCUGCCUUAUUUAAUUUCUGUAUUUAUUUUCUGGACUUUAUUCCUUUUUUUUCCCCUGUUUGAGGAAUGUAGACAGAUAGGGUCCUGACCCUUAUCAUUCCCAAGUUGCCUGGCUUGCAGAUGAAACGUAUUUACUGAUUUUGUUUUUUUCUUUUUCUCUCUUGAGCCCUUCCUUCCUAUCUAUUUUUAUCUUUAGUUGCUUGUGCUCAUCCUGCUACUUUACAUUUUACUGCCAAAUCUCUAUCUCACUCUUAUUAAUCUAUUUGUCUUUUCCCUCCCUAUUUGCCGCUGCAUUCUUAACCAUUCUCUUUCCAUUAUGGCUCAUCCUCCCUGAGUAUCUGGUGUAUUCCACUCCAAAACAGUCCUGACACAAUUAUUUAAAUACAGCAAGCAAGAUACAUGAAACAAAGGAGCUGCAUUUUUCUUUAGUUAACUAACUCUCCAUUACAGCAAAAUUUCCUUUUUGCCUGUUGGCAAUGGAUUAAUGAUUCUCAUGUUCCUCUUUUCUUAGCAUCUCAUACUUUCCCAUUACUUUGUUUAGCUAUUAAUUAACAUACACUAACAAAUUUCUGUGGCCUAUACUGUGGCUAUGUACUGUCAUCUUAGACUACAGUUUCCUUCCUGUUUUCACUGGGAUUGUCACAGUAUGAUUACUGCUGUUGGUACUAUUUUGAUUACUUUGAAUUAUAGUCAUAUGAAACAGUGGAAUUUGUUUCACUGUGGAAGUGCCAUGUAUAUUUCCAAAGAACAGCUAUGCUCCUGUAUGUAAUAUUUUGUAAUUCUAGUUGUCUCACUCAUGCCUGAUUAUCACAGCUCUGCACAAAGGAUAAGGCAGAGGUGCAUUGCCACAAGGAGAAAUCCAAGGAUUGUACCUCAGCCAAACAACUCUUCUAGAGCCUUUGGGCAGCCACGAAGAGCCUGCUAUACUCUUCUUUCUGUGACUAGUUAGUUUUUCAGGCAAACAUGAUAUAGGAAGGCAGUGGUUUGGUCCUGUCCUUUCCCACCUUGCUGUGAGAUACUCCCCUAAUGCCCCCUGGGGGCAGCAUGGUUGAAUGUGUAUAGCACGAGACAGGGGGUCUUUUCCUGUCUCUGAUAUUAAGCAGCUGUGAUGUUGAGCAAGCACUUAGCUUCUCUGGGCCUCAGUUUCCCCAAAUGAAAAUUAAUGGGGAUUCCCCAUUUACCAAGAGUGUCAGAUAUGCUGAUGAAAAGCAGUAUAGAAGAGCUAGGUAUUUAAAUUAUUAGCAUGUCUAACUUCCACACAAAAGUUGGCUGGCUUUCUACACCCUGCCUGUCUGGUAAGCCAUCUGCUCAGUUGUAAGCCACAAUUUACCUUUUUAGUACUUCAUGUAUUGUGAUUUUUAUGUUGUAAAUAUGUCAUAUCAUAGGUCCAGAAUAAGUCAAAUAAAAGCAUUAAAAAUGA